GGCUGAACACGGUUACUUUCCCAAAUCCCAAUUCGCUCUGUACCAAGAGAUUGACGCGAAGCCGCUCUCUGCAUAUCCACAAGUAAGAACUCGAGGGGAAUUGCUGGGGAUGAAGCAGGUGUAUAGCGGCUCAACUUGGCUGGAGUAAUAAUCAAGAACGAAGAUGACUGCAUUUAUUCAAGCGAAGAUCUGCCCUGCAACUAUUUCAACAUUUGAUAGAAUCUCAAGUGAAAAUGGGCAUAAACUGCGAUCCUGGUCUCAAGUUGUGCUACCAUCUCAAGAACUUUGUAGGCGUAGUUUAUUGUGUAAUGGCAUGUCAUUGGUUGCCUUUCUCACAUUCAACAAUGCAUUGACACCAUGGUUGGCUCGGGCUGAAGAAACGCCAAAUCACAAGGAGGAAGAGGAAAAUGGAGUCAUCGGGACGAUCAAAUCAAUAUUUGAUCCAAAUGAGAGAACCAAAUCUGGGAAAGUAUUGCCGAAGGCUUACCUGAAGUCAGCAAGGGAGGUGGUGAAGACGCUGCGUGAGUCAUUACAGGAAGACUCCAAGGAUGGUGCUAAAUUUAGACGAACUGCAGAUGCUGCAAAAGAAUCCAUUAGAGACUAUUUAGGCAAUUGGUUGGGGCAACAGGCAGUUAUUCAAGAGGAAUCUUAUGCUGUGCUAGAGAAGGCAAUAAGGUCAUUGGCAGGUUUUUAUGCAAAGGCUGGGCCAUCUGCACCAUUGCCGGAAGAUGUUAAAUCUGAUAUACUGAAUGAUUUGGAUAAGGCUGAAGAAUUCUUGUAAUUGAUGAGCAUUUGAGCUCUAGAAUAAUAUUUUUGUUUUAACAUAACAUUUUGUAGGUAUGUAGCUUCACGACUGAUCUCCACAAUGGUAUGAUAUUGUCCCCUUUAAA
Molecule: messenger RNA, 890 nt
Organism: Cucurbita maxima (winter squash)
Lineage: Eukaryota; Viridiplantae; Streptophyta; Magnoliopsida; Cucurbitales; Cucurbitaceae
Product: photosystem II D1 precursor processing protein PSB27-H2, chloroplastic
Exons: 4
Coding region: 164-781 (205 amino acids)
Biological process (GO): photosystem II repair; photosystem II assembly
Cellular component (GO): chloroplast thylakoid lumen; photosystem II
Source: RefSeq, a predicted model, not a curated record